Messenger RNA from Rotaria sp. Silwood1, 666 nucleotides. The record is from the annotation of a GenBank genome assembly. NCBI's taxonomy places the organism in Eukaryota, Metazoa, Rotifera, Eurotatoria, Philodinida, Philodinidae.
AUGAAACAAGUAGCAUAUGAAAGUUGCAAAAAAAGUAUUGCGCAACGUCUAGGUUGUCAAAGUCGUUGUCCAGGAUGUGGUGCCAAGUGCAGCAAACCAGAGCCACAUGAAACCGAAACCGUCGAAGGAUGGCGUGAACCGUGCCAAUGCCCACCAGAUAAUUGUAUUUGUAAAACUCCUGAAACUGUUACCAUAGUAACUCAUGAAAGUACGCAUCACAUAGCUCAAGCGUUUUUUGGUCGUAGGUAUCAUAAAUCAAAAACUCCGACACUUGAAUUAUGCUAUCAGCGCUGGACAAAUGGAGGAAUGUGGGUACCCAAAGAUCCUCAGACAUCUAGAUCUAAAAUAGAUGGAAAACGAGAUGAUUUAAAUGAGGACGAAGAUUACACUCUUGUUCACCCAAACGCUAAAUAUUACAGUGAAAGGUAUCCUGCCUGGUAUAAUGAUUUGAAAAGACAGUCAACUGAAGGAAAUGCAUGCAAUGAAACAAUCCCUCCACCAGAUCAGCGGCGUGCUUGGAUGGUGGUUCGUCGUGCUCUUGUUAAGUACUAUUGCACUCGUGGUAUGAUUGAUAGAACAGAUUACGAUCCAAACCUGUAUCCAGCUGGAAUAGUUCCAAUCGACGAAAACUUUAAACCUGGUUGGAAAGACAGAAACUUUGAAUGA